GAUUAAAAGAAAUAUAUGACAAAGCAAAAGAACUAAACAACAAAGAAAUAGAUAGAGCAAAAGAGCUAAAAACAAAGCUCAUAAUGCAAAAGAAGAAUUAAAUGCGACUACAGAGCAAGAAUCUUCAAGGCAAGAUAAAAUACAAGAAAUACAAGACGAAGUAAAGAAGUUUAAAUUGGAAAGAAGAAGACAAUGGGAUGAAUAUUACAUGAAGAUAGCCUGUUAAGCUGCUUUAAGAAGCAAAGAUCCCAGGACACCAGUUGGUGCAUGCAUUGUUGACAGAGAAAAUGGACAAAUAGUUGGGAUUGGUUAUAAUUCCAUGCCAAAAGAUAAAGAUUUUACUUGGAAAGGUGCAAGUUCUCGGAGUGAAAUAAAUUCAAUUAAUCCUAAAUUAAAAUAUGCCUAUGUUGUUCAUGCAGUAGUUAAUGCUAUCCUUAACAAGACGAGAGAGAGUAUCAAAGGAUGUAUAUUAUACACAACACUGCAUCCUGAUGAAGACUGUGCUCAUGCAAUGAUACAAGCUGAAAUGAAAGAAGUUGUUUACUGUAUGUACACAAGGAAAGAUGAACUGGAUCCUGAUCAGAAAAAAGCACAAGUUAUUUUUGAAAUAAAAAAGAUUCAAUACAGGGAAUUGCCACAAAAUGAUGAUUUUAAAGAUGAUAAGUAUGUGAAAGAAUUACAAAGAAGGAUUGAACAAGGUAAAAAAGAAAAAGAAGAUGCAAAGAGAGAACCUGAACCAGCAACAGCUAUGCCACCAGAAAAAUUCUUUAUGAGAAUGGCAAAACUUAGCCAAAAAAGACCAGGAGAUUUUCAAAACAAAGCAGUAGGAGCAUGUAUAGCGACACCAAACAAACAAAUAGUGGCUGUGGAAUACAGUGGUGAACCUGAUGGUAUACAACUUGAAAUUGAAAGAAAAGCAAAAGAAUUACAUCCAGGGCUACAUAUGAGUAAUGAUUCAAGCUUUUUUGUACAUGCUGAAUACAGAGCAAUUGUGGGUAGAUCAGUUAGAGGAUGUACACUAUAUGUCACCUCAUAUCCAUGCAAUGUGUGUGCUAAAGUUAUAGUAGAGUCUGGUAUAAAAGAGGUGGUAUAUUAUAAAGAUGGAUAUUGCCGGAAUGAUGAUCGAUACAAGAGCUCAAGAAAAAUAUUGACUACUUGUUUAGAUCCUUCAAACAUAAGAAAAUAUGGGAAUGGAGGCAGCAGAAAUGAGAUUCAAGAUGAAGCAAGUCGCAGCAUUGCUAUUGAAGGACCAGGCCAUACUUACUUUGGAAAGAUAAUAAUAACUGAUGUGCAGUAGUGAAAUAGUGAAUCAUAAUGUUACAAAACAUUAUUAUUAUUAUAUUAGUAUUACCAAGAGUAUAUAAUAUAUAAAGAGAGUAUCGAACGGCCCUAUAGAAGACUACUGCAUGAGGGCGUAUUUGCUCAAAGUCACAAUCC
Molecule: messenger RNA, 1437 nt
Organism: Amphimedon queenslandica
Lineage: Eukaryota; Metazoa; Porifera; Demospongiae; Haplosclerida; Niphatidae
Product: probable deoxycytidylate deaminase
Exons: 7
Coding region: 320-1297 (325 amino acids)
Cellular component (GO): cytoplasm
Molecular function (GO): dCMP deaminase activity
Source: RefSeq, a predicted model, not a curated record